This is a messenger RNA of Osmia lignaria (orchard mason bee), 7296 nucleotides long. It is a transcript of the gene ssh, whose product is annotated as Protein phosphatase Slingshot. Gene Ontology annotation, molecular function: phosphatase activity; actin binding. Lineage: Eukaryota; Metazoa; Arthropoda; Insecta; Hymenoptera; Megachilidae. The record is from RefSeq and is a predicted model, not a curated record. Gene Ontology annotation, biological process: protein dephosphorylation; negative regulation of actin filament polymerization.
UUUAUCAAGACUACCGGAAGUGUCUCGCAAAUCAUGGCAAUCGUGAACACGGUUCUAGUACGAGUUGGAAAGAAAAAUGAUGACUAACAGAAUUCUAAUUACCCCGCAAUUUACGUUAUCAUUGAAAAACGAAAGAUAGGAAGAUAAAUCUUAUGCUCGUGAAAUUAUAUAUAGCCACCACGUGGAAAGAGAGUAUAAGAACAACUUCUAUUUUUAUCAUUAUCUCGAGAUAGCGAACGAUGCUCUCGGAUCUAGUAGCACUUCUUCUCGUUGCCUUCCACUUUGCAUACCGAUUAGAUAAAACGACUUCCGUUCCUUUCCUUUCUCAACUAACUCUAAAUCUAAAUGAUCCAGCUUGAACCAACGAGCGUUUAACCCUUCUUUCAAUUAUUCAUGUUUUUACUACUAUCCUCCUUCGGGGGUCUAUCUGACCCGUAACGAAAAUUACGUCUCCACGGUGUAAUUAAAAGAAAAAGGUAAACUGCGUGAACAGAGUUUUAGGUCGACCAGAAGCGUUUUUGUAACAGAUUUGCGUAACUAACGACCGCGAGGACAAUCACGUGUUUAUAAUUAAACGUUUUACGUAACGAGUCUCGUAUUUAACCGGCACCGAUUCUCUCGGUUACGCAUCGAUUGAUACCAAUAGUCAGCAUCAAAGAACGAUCUCGUUUCAAUAGAAAAUUUCAUCCCAUUUAGUAGAAGAAUAGAAAGUUCGUUUACGUGGUAUCGAUCUGUAGUAUCUUUGAAGGAAUUAGAAAAUAAGUUGUUGAUCAAGAUUUCUUUUUUUUUUUUAUCGUUCCGUACGCACACUUUACGGCACUCAAAGUAUUAAUGAUUUAUCAGAUAGUAUGGCGUUAAACAAUCGACCAAGCAGAAAAGUCAUCGAGUUCCCACUCGGAGUGAUGCUUUUUUCCCCCGUUUCACGAACCUCUUCAUGGUCGAACGAUCACGACGAUGAUCAGCACGGUUUUUCCAUUUAUUAAGCUGCUCGAACAUCGUCGGAAACAUUUGUCAGCGAUUUCUUAUUUCAUUGAAAAAAGUAGAUCGAUUUUCACCGUUCUUCGAUACAUUUUUUCCAUCGUUUCACAAAUUUCAGAGAAAUCGUGGGAAUAGUAAUAAAAAUCUAUUUUUAUUAUAAAUAAAAGCCAGGAGUGUUGAAAGGUGUGCACAGGAAAACGUUGUAUUGUCUAACAUUUACCUGAAACCAUUUACUGAAUUGCUAUGAAAUCGGCCGCGAUACGAGCUGCAUAUUUAUCUUUCUCUGAUAAAGAUCAAAACCACUGCUUAGGAAAUUCUACCGACCAUUUCCGCUUGCCGUGAAACGGAAGUGGUCUCGUUCAAGAUAAACGAUUCUCUUUAAGCUGUUAACCUUGUUUAUUCUCAGUUAGUUUGAAAGAAUACAUCAAGUAUGUUCGGUCUACGGUUAAAUGAAACUAGGUCCGCGUUGCAGACGUUGCACAAGGUGUCGAGCAAGGCACGGGAGCAGAACUACUUCCUGGGUGGGUUGUCGCACGACUGGGUCAGCUACUAUGAGCAACGAAUCGAGAGCGAUCGCUCGUGUCUCAACGAGUGGCACGCUAUGGACAGCCUCGAAUCACGGAGACCACCGUCGCCUGAUAGCGUGCGCACCAAGCCCAGGGAGAGGGACGAGACUGAACGCGUGAUCCGAUCGACGUUGAAAGAGAUCAUGAUGUCGGUGGACCUCGACGAGGUAACCUCGAAGUAUAUUCGAGGUCGUCUCGAGGAAGACCUCGACAUGGAUCUCGGCGAGUUCAAGCCGUUUAUCGAUCAGGAGAUGCUCACCAUUCUGGGUCAAAUGGACGCGCCGACGGAAAUAUUCGACCACGUUUACUUAGGAAGCGAGUGGAACGCGAGCAACUUAGAGGAGCUCCAGAAGAAUGGUGUCAGGCAUAUUCUGAACGUUACUCGGGAGAUCGACAACUUCUUUCCCGGGAUGUUUACGUACUUGAACGUCCGCGUGUACGACGACGAGAAGACGGACUUGUUGAAGCACUGGGACGAUACGUACAAGUACAUCACGAAGGCAAGGAAGGAAGGCUCGAAGGUGUUGGUGCACUGCAAGAUGGGGGUGUCCAGAUCCGCCUCGGUGGUGAUCGCGUACGCGAUGAAGGCGUACAAUUGGGACUUCUCGCAGGCGUGGAAGCACGUGAAGGAGAAGCGUAACUGCAUCAAGCCGAACAACAGCUUCCUGCUGCAGUUGGAGACCUACCAGGGUAUAUUGGACGCGAUGAAGAACAAGGAGAAACUUCAGAGGUCCAAGUCGGACACUAACUUGAAGUCUCCGACAUCUACGAAGGAUCAAGCGAAAAAGGAGGAGAAGUCCGACAACGUGGACAACGGAUUGCAAGCUGUUUCAGGUUCUGAACUGAAGAAGACCAGUCAGAGGCCGAAGAGUUGGUCGCCGAACGUGAAGAUCAGCGAAACCAUGUUGCCUUCUGUUCCCCUUUCGCAGUCCCUCGAAAGCAUCGACAAGGCAGGAAGCACGGAAGUGACCAGGGAGGAUCUUCUUCGUUCCAGCAGUCAGAAGCCGGGUAUGGCGCAGGAGGCGCGAAACGUGUUGAUGCCAUGCGACAACGGGCAAUCGUACAGCGUUUCGCAGAAUCAAAUCUUUCACCUGCCUACCCAUCCGGCGGACUCGCCUAGCGUGAAGCACCGAGUCAGCAAGCUCGAGACGCAGGGUCAGAGGAGGAAAGGUUUGGUGCUGAACCUGACGAAUCAGUUCGAAGCGGUUAGCAGCAAACCGUCUUCCCCGAGCUCGGACUCGGACAACAAACCGCUGCUGCCGAGUCCCGUGUCGGAUGUUAACGAAAACGGGCUGGCGCAGCAGACGGAAGUGAAACAAGAGGUGUGGGAUCCUGGUGAGAAACGCGAACCGAAGAAAACGGAGAACGGUAACGAUAGUGAAUGUCUAGUCUGGACUGCAUCGUCGUCCGAUGCAACGUGUAACGAUUCGUGUAGUAACGGUAAGACUAACGGGGAAGUGAGUGGGGAGAGUGAGUACGUCGGGACGAUGACGAUGUCGGUAUACCCCGGCUGUUUGUCGCGGAAAUCGGCGAAGAAGGACGGGGAUCCUUUUAGUACGCAGGUCGACAGAGUGUUCGAUCGCGAGGAAAGGCAAGGGGAGCCAGUCACCAGGGACUCUCCGAGUCGGCAAAGCUCUUGGAGCAGUUACGACAGUGCCGUGGUUCUAGAUAAUAAUUCGGUGCACAGUUCGUGGGCCACGUUACCCUCGAGGAACAGUUCUUGGGGUUCGUACGAUAUGCGACCUUCGGAUCUGCUCGGUUCCAGUGGUCUUUUCCCUUACGACAAGGAAGAGAUACCUUGGCACCCGGGUACGGUGAAGCGGACCAAACAGAAACUCGAAGAGAACACCAGCUCAGGUACGGUGAAGCGGGUGUGCACGCAGAAUUCCGAUAACGAGGACAAGGACAGAUUGGCCGUCGAAGAAGAUUCCUACAAUCCGGUACUCUUACACCACACGGCGUCCCCUACACCGCGUAGAAGGGACUCCUCGCCUAGCCAGGAGCAUAACUUAAAAGUAGAACCCACCCCGGUUAGAAACUCGCCGAGUCCGAUCAGAGGGAUCGACAUCUCGCCCGCGUCGAUUCGUCAGAUCGGUCGACUGUCCACCAGUGCCCCGGCCCCAUCCUCUCUCUCCUCGGACUCGGACCUCCCCUCGUCCUUAAGAUCCUGCAGGUCAGAGAGCGAAACGUCGAGUCCUUGCGUGAUCAACACCACUCAGUGUACCUCUGUGAAGCAUCACAAGAUGGUGCUGGAGAAGCUGAGUAACAAGUCCAUGUUCAACAAGCGUUGCCUCUCCGUCGACGACUCCCCCGAGGCUGAAUGUCCGCGAAGCACCUCGGGUAUCGUGAAGAAUCUGAAGAAGGAAUUCGAGGCGAAAUCGACGAAGCUAGAGAAGAGUCCCGAGAGUAGUUUCGAAGGGGAGUCGUCGAUGGUCGGCCGACCGAAGAGGGACGUCAAGAUCCGAAGUUUACCCUCGUCGCCAGUGAUCCCUCACAAUGAAUCAAAGAUUCAGACCCCGUCCGAAACCAAAGAGAAGGAGAAGCCGAGCGAUAGUGUAUCGCAGGUGUGCUCGCAGGACAGUUCGGAGGACCGGUCGGUCAGGGUGCUAGUGGGCAAGUACGAGGUGAAACCAGACUCUAGGAAGUCCUCGGAGAUCCAGCUGCGCGUGCACAAGGACAAGGAUUGGGAGGCUGUGGAUACACCGAAUUUGGCAAAGAGCAAAGCCACUCCCGAGUACAGUAGAAGGUCAGCCCCGAUCAUGAUCAAUAAUCACUCGUCCCCUCUGUUCCCCGAGGGACCGGAAGCACCCGGUAGGCCACCUGUUCCCUCGGCCGGAGUGGUGGCAGCUAGCAAGAAGCAACAACAGCACGGCAGGACGCAUCCUCUUGCCAGGCUGCAGGUUAGGCCUAGGCACAGCAGUCCGGUAUACAACACCAUGUAGAAGGGGAACGUGUUUUCUCCGUUUGUCGAAUCAGAGCGCGCGUACCUGACAUGCAUGGGUAUGUUGUCGUCGUGGCCACGAUGAAACCGUGUGAUCUCUUAUGAUGCCAACGAGUCGAGGAUCCUCCUCUUCGAGUUCGAUUCAUUUAAAUCGACGGGGAGGGACAGGAUUUAGAUUCGCUUCCCACCAUCUUUCUCGAUGUACAAUUUUACUAAUCGCGCGAGUCCUGUGCUACAGAACCGGCUGACAAUAAGGCAUGGCAUCGAUACUCGCUCGUUCUCAACGGUCUUGCUUUUACUGCCUUUUCAUCCGUUUCCUCUUGUCACAUACACAAUACAUAUAUACACAGACAUUACGCGAACAAGACUUACGGUGCCUUGCCUUGCUGUCCCGUAUUCGUAAGGCACACCGUGUAAAGUCGUUGAACGCGUUUUUAUGUUCCUUCUUCGUCAGACGUGUCUUGGCCUGCCCUUAGUUCAAUUAUUUUUUAAGCUGGAAAUGCAACAAUUAGGAAGACGCGGACAGAAAAACUCUCUUUUUCUCUAUCUCUCACACACACUCUCUCUCUCUCUAUAUAUAUAUAUCUGUUAUUCCUACGACGUGUCGUUGUAAAGUUAAAUGAAAAAAAAAAAAAGAACAAAAAAUGGGCUUGGAAUCAAACGUGUGAUGUUCUGCGGAGACGUAGCGCGGAAGUCGGAGUCAGUGUCGGGGCCCGGUCAGGCUGUGAACGAAAGGGGUCCGUGGCCCCCGCACGAUGCUGGCUCUUUGCUUCUGCUUUCUUGUGAUCGCCGAGGCGCGAGCGACGGGACGACGUGUAACGUUAAGCUGUACUAUUAGUAUUUUAGAGCGAACGAUGUGAUUAGGAUGGUGCACAGUAUGCGAGCAGACGAAAACUCUGGCUAUUUUUCCUGGCGCGAUGUUUCCGGGUCGUUCGAACGUCCUUCACUUUCACCUCAUCUCCUCUUACCGUAUCGAACUCGUGUAAUCGUAGCAUCGUCGUGCGACCUUUCCGCUUUUUCUUUCUUCUCUUUCCUAUCUAUCUCUUUCACUCUCUACCGACCAGUGACCGACCAUUUUGCCCGUCGAAAGUACAAUGAGAAAACCACAUGACCCUGGAACCAUGUUCCAAAUUGGUCGUUCAUCGUUCUCAGACAUAUCAUCGGACCCGUUCGUUCUCUGUUUGCGUUCGCAAAGCCAUGUCGACCAAUUUUAUACUCCCCUGAUGAUGAUGAUGAUGAUGAUGAUGAUGAUGAUAAUGAUGAUGAUAAUGAUGAUGAUGAUGAUGAUGAUGAAUGCGAGGCUCGUUUUUUGAUAAGAUGCACCCGCGACGACUGUGUGUGUAGAAAUAUAUUUUAUUACUGAGAUAAUUUUGCAGAUAAUUUCUCAUACGUUCAUUCUAACCGCUGUUGUCUUUCGGAGGUUAUUUGAAGCGACAAGCGAUCCUGACAGCGAAUGCUAUUCAACUGUAACACAUUGAAUUAGAAUAAAAUGAAAUGUUACAUCGCCCAACACUCUGUGCUUUUGCGUUCCAUACUCGGCGGCAGAACAAUCGGCUGAAAAGAUAAAUAAAGAAAGCAAGUUCAUCGUUUAUCAAGCUGAGAAUUCUUUCGUCUUCACGCCAUUUUUAGAAAAAAUCAUUCUCAAAAAAUAUAAGAAUGGAUAAAGCCUUUGUAAGGCGAAGAAAGGUUAUCCAGGCUGAGCAUCUAUCUCGAAGAUCUGUCUACCAGCGCAGAAUGCCAACUGUGGCACCACGAACAGCGUUCUUGUUUUCUUUGCGUAUUUUGGAUUCACCGGACCUACGUCGAAGCUGUACGUGCCGCCGUUCAAAUUCCUGAUUAACGCCAAAGUCUGUGGGAGAAAUGUUAGACAUUAAUUGGCAAGGAUGAACGCUAAUUAGCCCUAUGGGCAGCCAAUAUCUAAGAACGCCCACGGGCAUUGCUACCAUGGAGCCUUCCUACGGUGUCUGGAACUUACCGCCUGAGAUCGCAAGUCGACCACCCUGAAGAGAUUAGUGUCCGAACCGCCGCAUGCAAGAAACAUGUUCGUCACGAACUUUCCACAGUAGAGUAGAGAAGUAUAGCUGUCAGGUUCUAUGGUGACCAGCAGUUUUCCACUGCCAUAAUCCCAUAACUGAACGGCAUUGUCCCUCUGCCAUGCACAUGUUAGAAUCUGCUCACAGAAAUGAUUUCUGAAUUCCUACAUUUUCAUUUGAAUGACUUUUAUUUGUUGACGAACGCUGGAUAAGCUUCAGAAGGAAUAUUUUAUACCGAAGGAACUGACGAUGGUGGUUUAAGAAACUAUACUAGGAAUAAACUUGAAUUUGAAUAACGAGCUUGACUUCUAAAUGUAUGGACCUCCUUUCCAUUCUUGCUGAUGUCCAAUCCGUCGCCACAUAUAUGGACACCGGAUAUCCGUCUCAUAGCAUAAGGUUGCCUGGUGUCCCAGAAUUGUAUGGUGUCGUCCCAUCCACCGCUGAUCAACUCGUGCGCCGAUUUUGGGUUGAAACACGCACUAAAAACUCGGGAUUUAUGACCGUCCAUAACUUCCAACGAGUCGCUGGAACAAAAGAAUGUUUUUAAGUUAGGAUUGUCAUUAUUAAAAAAGAUAACGCUAAGAUUGUUAUAAUUGAAAUUGUAAAUCAGAUGAUCCGAAGUAUAAUCAUGAUACACUGGCCUGAUGGGAUUCCCCCAUUGCUUCCUCCACUCCAAGCGUUUUACGUGCCUUCAUCAAAUUCAUCCAUACAGUUCCCCAUAGGAUCUAAAGUUUGUAUAAUCUGAUCCUUUUGAGUAUUAAAAAAAAAUUGAAAUAAA